AUGAAUCCUGAACUUCAAAAACAUAAAAUCAAGUAUAAUACUACGAGAAACGAUUGGAAAUCCGGUGCUCCGACUACAAAAUUACCAAUUUGGGCACAGACAACAAAUACUGACAAAAACAAUAUAAUUGAUGAUGAUGACGAUGACCAUACCACUGAUGAUGGGAAUAAAGGUAGUACUCCAAAUGACAAUGAUUCAUCGGAAACCCAUUCAGCUGAGGAUGCAAACACGACUGAGGGUCAAGACGAUACUACCACAGACGGGAGUGGUUCAACCCAAGAUAGCAGUGAUGACGCAUCUAACUCUACUGAUGCUAAUAAUACUUCAAAUGCUGCUGAUACUGAAACAGCUAACGAUAACGGAACUGUCGAUGGUACCACUGAUGAUAAUGCUAAACCUGCAGAAUAA
Molecule: messenger RNA, 408 nt
Organism: Cydia splendana
Lineage: Eukaryota; Metazoa; Arthropoda; Insecta; Lepidoptera; Tortricidae
Exons: 1
Coding region: 1-408 (135 amino acids)
Source: RefSeq, a predicted model, not a curated record